UCUUUGGAUUCCAGUGAGAGGGACUUCUGGGUGGAAGAAGGUUUCCAGAGAAGAUUAUCUUUGCUCCUGCUACAGUUAUGGAGAGUAACCCUUACUUCAGCAGUCAACAAGUGCUUUGCAAAGAUGUUGAGCUGGGGAAAGAGAAGGAAAGAAAGGCCAGGUAUCGUGCUUACCAGUGUGCCGCCAUCAUCCUGAGUGUGGUAUUCCUGAUAUUGGCCCUCUGUAUCUUCAGUCUGAGAUAUAUAUGGAGUCCAAACCCUGGGAAGGUAUAUGAUCAUCAGUAUAAAGCCGUACUGGAUGGAAUGGAGACUGAGAGCAUGAUGGAAAUCUAUCCAGCGAAACGCAUCGAGAUGUUCAGGAUGGGAAACGGCACUGACGAGGUCCUGGAGGUGCAUGACUUCAAAAAUGGCAUCACAGGCAUUCGUUUUGCCAAGCACCAGAGAUGCUACAUCAGGGCUCAAACCAAGGAGCUGCCCAAGCUGGACUCAAAGACCAUCGACAUAGAGGUGAGUGAGACAGGUGAAGUGGAUAUGCAGAUGGUGGACUCUCAGAUAUGGAUCCCAGCUGAAGAACCAGUCUCCAACAAAACAUUCCUGUUGAAUUCCAAGAUCUGGGAGAUUUGCCAAGAUCUGCCCAUCCACUGGAUCCACCCAUCUCCUCUCAGAGAUGCUGAAUUCCACGAUGUAGAGGACGUGGAGGAGACCCCAGAGCUGGAGGCGAGAGGUCCACGUCAGGCCCGUGAUGUCAUGGACCAGUUACCAGUGAACGACUAUAGAGAAGCGGGGAUGGAGCUGGACAACAGCCUAGAUGAGCAGGGCUACUGCUGCCAGUACUGUCGACGGGGGUACCGUUACUGUCGCCGAUACUACGAGCCCCUGGGCGGCUUUUGGCCGUAUCCCUACUAUUACCAGGGAGGACGGGUCAUCUGUCAGAUUGUCAUGCCCUGCAACUGGUGGAUAGCAAGAAUGCUGGGACGAAUUUGAGGAUGCCGGUGGGAACCAGUGGUGCUAUGCUGCUCAGGGGUACGCGUAGACCAGCUUCAUUUGUACGAAAUGUCACAUAUACGCUCAAAACCUUU
This is a messenger RNA of Sinocyclocheilus grahami, 1078 nucleotides long. RefSeq names its product tenomodulin (gene tnmd). The coding region runs from base 78 to 983 and encodes 301 amino acids. Gene Ontology annotation, biological process: negative regulation of angiogenesis; negative regulation of endothelial cell proliferation. The transcript is spliced from 7 exons. The record is from RefSeq and is a predicted model, not a curated record. NCBI's taxonomy places the organism in Eukaryota, Metazoa, Chordata, Actinopteri, Cypriniformes, Cyprinidae.